AUGCUGAUCGGCGCCUCUCAUAUGGCCAUGUUUGGCACGAACGACGGUUCCUCUGGAACAUCAUCUGGCGAUUCAACGGCGAAACCAACCUCGGGAUCUAAGCCGCAAGUCAGUUCAAGCACCACAGUCAAAUCUGGGUCAACAACAGGCUCACCACCGGUGAAAGCCGAGAAGAAAUAA
Penicillium daleae is the source of this 180-nucleotide messenger RNA. RefSeq lists its product as uncharacterized. The coding region runs from base 1 to 180 and encodes 59 amino acids. The record is from RefSeq and is a predicted model, not a curated record. The transcript has a single exon. Lineage: Eukaryota; Fungi; Ascomycota; Eurotiomycetes; Eurotiales; Aspergillaceae.